AUGGUUAAUGUGGAUUUCGCUCGCCAAGCCGUUCAGCGUCUGCUCACACUCGGGGUACCAGCAUCAAAAAUCGAACUAUCAGUAGAGGCUCUGGGGUUUUCACCAGGCGCACGCCAACCUCCUCGAACUUAUGCUGAACUGGUUGCUAGCGGCGCACUUCCUUUCUCGAACGGCCAUUUCGAAGACUAUGUCUAUCAGUCACAGAAGCAAGUCCUUGAGAAGACCCGCCUCGUUAAAGAUAGAGGCCUGUAUGGAUCUUCCAUUUCCACCGUUCUCUACGACCUGCCCGCUAAGAACCGUUCUUCUCUACUCAAUGCCGCACUAUACUAUUGA
Perkinsus marinus ATCC 50983 is the source of this 333-nucleotide messenger RNA. RefSeq lists its product as hypothetical. The coding region runs from base 1 to 333 and encodes 110 amino acids. The record is from RefSeq and is a predicted model, not a curated record. Lineage: Eukaryota; Perkinsozoa; Perkinsida; Perkinsidae. The transcript is spliced from 2 exons.